UCAGAGGCUCAUCUGUAUUUGACUCUGAGUUGUGGAGAAGCUGCAUCAGCCACAGGGGUUCCCAUGGCUCAGCUGCCCAAUGACUCCUGGCACAACGACUCAGCCCUGAUCUUCACCGGCCUGGACCUGCUCCUGGAGCUGAAGCCGCUCUUCAUCCCACUCUACGCCACGCUGGUGGUGGUGGCAUGCAUCGGGAACCUCUUCCUCAUCCUCCUCAUCGCCCUCACCAAGAAGCUGCACUGCACCACCAACUUCCUGAUCGGGAACCUGGCGGCGGCCGACUUCAUCAUGUGCCUGGCCUGCGUCCCCCUCACCGUGUCCUACGCCUUCGAGGAGCGGGGCUGGCUCUUCGGCAUGUUCAUGUGCCACUUUGUCACCCUGCUGCAGGCUGCCACCGUCUUCGUGUCGGUGCUGUCUCUCACGGCCAUCGCCAUCGACCGCUACGUGGUGGUGGCGUACCCGAUCCGCAGGCGGAUCAGCCGCAGGGCCUGCGUCGGCCUCGUGGCCUGCAUUUGGCUGCUCUCCAUCGUGGCCUCUGUGCCCACCUCACUGCACACCCACUACUUGGACCUCAACGCCAUCGGCCACGACAUGAUCAUCUGCGAGGAGUUCUGGAAGCACGAGGAGAGGGAGCGGCUGCUGUACUCGUGCCUGAUGCUGCUGCUCUCCUACAUGCUCCCGCUGCUGGCCGUGUCCGUCUCCUUCUGUGCCAUCACCUACCACCUGCGCAGGAGGAAUGUGCCGGGCGCUGCCCACCCCUGCCAGGCCAAGUGGACCAGGACCAAGCACAAGACCUUCCGGGUGCUCACCAUAUCCGUGGUCUGCUUUGCUGUCUGCUGGCUGCCCCUGCAGGUGGUCAACUUCAUCCGGGACAUCGACGAGGAGUUCACCAUCCUGGACAAGAGGUACGUCAAUGUCAUCCAGGUCUCGUGCCACCUGAUCGCCAUGAGCUCUGCCUGCUACAACCCCUUCAUCUACGCCUCCCUCCACGACAAGUUCUGGUUCCACCUUAGCAGCUACUUCUACCGCAAGAAGCAGAGCUCCAGGAGCAUGUCCUGCAAGGCUUCCCGCUUCAACACCUGCUCCACCCUGGCAGAUGCUCCCACCGGGACCUCGGACAAGAUAGCUUUGCAGUCCAGGUUAUCUUAGAUGGAGGGCCUUGAGGGAUUGGGUUUGCAUAGCCCAAUAUCCCAAACCAUGGCUGGGACAUAUCCCUAUAUCCCGAAUCAUGGCUGGGUGUAGUAGAUGUCCAGUUCUACAUUUGGAGCACAAAGACUUCACCCCGUGGUUUAUGCAGGAGGUGGGUUGGUGUCUGAGCAAGGCAAACUCCCAUUGUGUAAAAAACUCUUUGGAGAGCGCACAUCUUCAUUGUGUAGAAUAUAGAUUGUUCCUAAGCAACAGGCAGCACUUUGUGCCACGGGAAGAGGUCGACUUGCACGGGGAACUAUGAAAUUGCUGUGCAUUUAUCCUUUAAAAUUGUGUCUUACUGGUGAAAAGACAAAGUAGUACAAUGUGCAUUCUGCGGGUGCAGAUUGGGGGCACGUUGCUGCUGACAGCAGGUGGCUGGUUUGGAAUGGGUGUGACUUUCAUAACCUGCUUGGCCUGCUGGAGGAACCACCCCUGUAACCAGACAGGGCAUCCCAAUUUCUCCAGCCAAAGGUGCAAAGGUGCAGAUGCAGCUGAGCACAUUGUUGCUCUUCAUGGCCAAAUAGGACUCAAAGGAUCUCAAGUGAUGAGUUUGCUGGGAAUGAUGCUUCAAAUUCUGCUCCCAGGGAAGCUGAGGUUGGUGUAUGUCCACGUUCAGGAUCCUGCAGUGGAGGUGGGAAUCCCAGUGCCAGGCUGUUCUAUCCUAGAAGCUGCUAGAUGAAGGAUGGGUCUGCUUGUCAGUGCUCCUCAGUGUCUGAAGUGCCUCUGUGGCCUCUCAGGCUGCUCUGUGCAAGCAGCACAUGCAGAAGGCAGUGUCUCCUUACACCCAAUACCCAUCUAGGUUUUAACCUCUUGAUUUCCCAGGAGAAACGCUUGGGAACAGCCACAGGCACCAGCACCACUGUAGGCACCACAGCUCAGGGCCAUGGCAGCUCCCAGCUCUGCUCUGUGGGGCCGAGCUGUGACCUCCCACUGCUCCUCAUGCCCAAGGACAGGACUUCAAAGCCCCCAGCCAACAGGACCUCAGCCCUGCACAAAGCCUGCCCAUGGCACUGGCCAGCAUCCCUGCUUCUGCCAGCAGCUGGGGAGCAUCCAGGGCAGACAUAGCUGGCUGGACCCCAACAGGAUCCCACAUCCACUCUCCUUACACCCCUCAUUCCCUUACACCCACUCACCUUCUGGCUGAAGCCCUCAUGGUGGCCCUAGAAGGACUCGUGAUCUUCUGUGGGUUGACCAGCAGAGACAGGGACCCCUCCAAAGUAGUGCCAGUGACCUCUGUCCUGUUCCCACAGAGCAGCUCCCUCCUCGGCUUCCUGCAGCUUCCCUGGGCCUGGGCUGCUCAUCCCAGAGAAGCCAAGCAAGGCAGAAGAUCCCUGUGUGUCCUUCCUGUAAUAAAGGCUUCAAGAGCU
Messenger RNA from Taeniopygia guttata (zebra finch), 2555 nucleotides. Its product is annotated as prolactin-releasing peptide receptor-like. Gene Ontology annotation, molecular function: neuropeptide Y receptor activity; neuropeptide binding. Gene Ontology annotation, biological process: G protein-coupled receptor signaling pathway. NCBI's taxonomy places the organism in Eukaryota, Metazoa, Chordata, Aves, Passeriformes, Estrildidae. Gene Ontology annotation, cellular component: neuron projection; plasma membrane. The record is from RefSeq and is a predicted model, not a curated record.